AUGGCGACGGGUGCCAUUUCCACGGAGUGUAAGAAAAUAUCAGAAUUAAGAGUUGUUGACCUUAAAUCCGAACUCAAACGAAGGAAUUUAGACACAUCGGGUGUAAAGAGCGUCCUUCUUUCGAGACUGAGACAGGCUGUUGAGGAUGAAGGUGGUGACCCAGAAAACAUUCAAAUCCACCUUCCAACUGAUGCUUCAACUCGGAAAAGUGGAAAAACUAAAGGGAAAAAAGUGGAUUCAGAUGCGGACACCACAGGGGAAGAAGAUGUGUUUUCCAAGGAAACUGAAGAGUAUGAAUCAGAAAAAGAUGUAACUGAUACAGAUGAUGGUACUCGUGAAAAUACUAAGCCUGCACCCUGUGAGGACAGCCUCGUUCAGCCUGAGGCUGAGGCUGAACCAGAGUCAGAAGCUGUGGCGCCUGAGGCUGAUUCAGAGCCUGAGCCAGAGCUGGAUGCUGAGGCUGAGCCAGAGGUCGAUGCAGAUGCUGAACCAGAGGUGGAUGAGGAUGCCGACCCAGAGAUGGAUGGGGAGGCCGAGCCAGAGGUGGAGACCGAACUGACUGAGAUGGAUGCUGAAGCCUUGAAUUCCUCUAAAGAAGCUGAGGAUGAUCACCUAUCUGUCUCAAUCCCAAAUGAAGAUGCCAUCACCCUAGAUGUUGAUGGCGACGAUCUCCUGGAAACAGGUAAACAUGUGAAACUUCCAGAUCCAGAUGCCGAGAAGGGCACCGAUGUGCCAGAGGCCUCUGCUGAGAUGGGUCCAGAUGAUGACAUGAAGGUGGAAGAGACGCACGGCCACAAAGAUGGUAAGAAAGAUGACGGAUCCAGGGGUGAGCCCAUGAAGAAAGACAGCAGAGAGGCCUUGAAGAAAGCUGAAACGGGAGAUAAAGAAAAGGAUUCUGGGAAGAAAGGCCCCUCCACUACUGGGGCAUCAGGUCAAGCAAAGAGCUCUUCGAGAGACAGAGAUGGAAAAGCUGCAAAAGAUGAAAAGGGAGUUGUUAGCAGCAGCAACAGCAGCUCUUCUCGCAACAUUUGGGUGAGCGGCCUGUCUUCAAACACCAAAGCAGCUGAUCUAAAGAACCUGUUUGGCAAAUAUGGGAAGGUUUUGAGUGCCAAGGUGGUUACAAAUGCUCGGAGUCCUGGUUCGAAGUGUUAUGGCUUGGUGACGAUGUCGUCCAGUACAGAGGUGACACGGUGCGUCUCCCACCUUGACUGUACAGAACUCCAUGGACAGCAGAUAUAUGUUGAAAGGGCCAAAAAUGACCCGUUCAAAAAAGAAGGCUCAAAGAAAGAAGCAGAGGACAAAGCAAGUUCCAGCAAAUCAAGUGAUAAGCGCAGUUCCGCAGGGAUAAAGUUGACCAACAAAGCACCACCAUCUUACAAAAAAGAAGACAAGAAAUUGGAAAAACUCUCCGAAAAGGACAAAGAUCUAUCCAAGAAACAGGAGGCUAAAAGUGGAAAAUCUGAGUCUGUUUCAUCGAACUCAGGACAAGAUUCUUUGAAGAAAGAUGACAGAAAACAUGGCCGUGCUAAGAGCCCAGGCAAGCUGAUGAUGGUACAUCAUCCCAAAGGAGAUUCUAAUUUUGGAAAAAUGAGACCUUUCAGGAGGGGACGGUAUUUUGAUAAACCCUUUGUCAACAUGAAUGCUCAAAGGCAGCCAAAAUGGUUGAUUCCUCCUGAAGAGUUGGAGAUGAUGAAAGACAAGCAGCGAUCUUUUGCUAACAAGGGGGAAGAAAUCCUGCCUUUUGAGAAGAUGAAGGAGCAGAGGAUGCGUGAACGGAUGGCUCGUGUGGAGCGUGUCCGGAGAGCUGUAGAGUUGCGGAGGCGGCGUGAAAUUGCUGAACGGGAACGACGAGAGCGUGAGCGCGUCCGUCUGUUACGGGAGCGUGAAGAACGGGAGAACCUACUCCGGGAGCGCCAGAGAUUGGAGAUGGAGAGACAAAAACUGGAAAGGGAGCGCCUGGAAAGGGAGAGGCUUGAGAGGGAGAGGGUCCGUAUCGAGCAGGAACGGCGUAAAGAAGCAGAGCGGAUGGCACGCGAACGUGAGGAGCUGCGGAGGCAGCAGGAGCAACUGCGUUAUGAGCAAGAAAAGAGAAACAACCUCAAAAGAGGCCGUGAAGUGGAACACAGUCGGAGAGACGAUCCCUAUUGGAAUGGCAACAAGAAGAUGCAGUCUGAGUCUGAUGUCCGUUUGAACCAAGGCUCGAACUACAACCGGCAGCAGAACCGCUUCUCAAACUUCAAUCCCAGAGAGAGAGGUCGCUUUCCAGAGACAGCUGCCGAGCAGCCCAACACAUAUGACAGACGUAACCGGUUUGACGGUGAGCCGGACAUGAAAAAGAGUCGCCCUGCUCCUCACAGAGAGAGCUCCGGCUUUGAGCGCUACCCCAAAAACUUUGAAACAGUCCGCAGAGCUGAGCCACCUCCUCCUCCUCCACGCACUGAACUCCGGGACACAGACCGCAGGGAGAGAGAUGAGAGGCGGCCUGUGCCCAUGCAUGAUCGUCCUAUGGGAGCCAGAGCUACAAUGCCGAGCAUGUCGCACAACCGCUCACCCAGGGACGGAGGUCAUGGCUGGAAGAGUGAUGCCGCAAUCAACUCCAACAAGGGUGAUAUACGAGGACCUAUGCGCAUGCGUGCAGAGCGAUCAGGCAGAGACGGCCCAGGCCCUUCGCUUAGAGGAGGCUCCUCGAACAGCCGAGGGAGGAGCAGCUUUAAUGAUCGAGAUGGAAGGCCCAUUGUGAUGAGUAAUCAGCCAUUCAGCUCUGGCCGGCAGGUGGUAGUGGAACGUCACAGCAGGGAGCAGGGAAUGAGGAAGGAGUGGCACAGCGGAUCAGGCUCGCAGGAAAGGGGCUUCCCUGAUAAUCGCAGGCUAGGAGACAGCCGCGGCAGCAUGAUGGCUCCUUCCAGUCACUCUUCGUCUGGACUGAACCGAAUCGUACAGAUCACCAGCAACUCCAUUCCCAGUGGUGGCAACGUGGGUGGGUUCAAGCCCUACAAAGGAACGCAGCGGCAGUUCUAACUGCAACCAAAAUUUGAAGACUUUUCUGAACUCUUUAUUUUUAGGAUGUCAACUGUUUUAGGUGGGACAUUUGUACCCACAAUGUUGAUAACACUAUUUUAUUUUGUAUAGACAAGUGUUGACCUCAGUCUAGGGUUUCCCUCUUCUGUUAUCGUUAAGCAACCCCGUGCACAUGUUUUACUUACAUUUAGGAAGAUAAUGUACAGCCCUAGGUAUUUGUAACAAGUUUUCAAGUGAUGUUACCAACUUCUCCUCUAAUUGAGUGUUGUAUGUACAUUUUCAAUAGCCUAGUAUCACACUCAGUUUUCCUGUGUAAUAUGUCUUAUUUUAGUGUAUUAUAGAGCUCAUAAAGUGACGAGAAUCAAGAAUCAAUCAGUCGUUUGUAUGUUUCUCUGAGGAAACAAAUAGGACAUAGGACUAAUUAUUUUGAGAAGUUAUAUUUGGUGUGGAUUUCCUGUUUUGUAAAGAUCGGUUGGAUUUGAUAAAAACAUUGUUAGACUGUAAACUAGCCUGCAUUGUAGCAAAACGCCUCUUACAGGCUGAGUUGAAUUAUUUACGGGCCUAAUAAAAUGUAACUUUCCAGUCCUGUUACCACGGGUCAGUCCCUGAAAGGACCGUAACACAUGAUUUUGAUAUUUUCUCAUUGUUCCAACCAACAAUUCUGUAAAUUUGAUUACACCUGACAAUCAAAUCAUGGCACCAUUAAUGGUGGUUUGAUUUCUUCAGUCAGUUCACAGCCUGUAGUCUGAGUUUGAAGGUGUGAUUUUGUAAAUAACAUGAUAUUGAGACAGGAUUAUUUAACAUUAUUUAACCCUGUGAUACAAGCAGAAAGUAUUUUGGCAACAUUUUAGAAAGUUUGAGUCUGAAAAAUGUGGUACAGCAUAAAAUCUGCACUUUGAGGUUGAUACUUGAGUGCAACAGACAUUGUGUCAGCUGUCACUCAACCAUCACCUUUAACUCAUAUGGCUUUCCCAGUCAUUUCAGUUUUAUUCAUUUUUUCAUUUGAGAACUGUUUAUAAAGAUGUUUCUUGUCCUUUUACAGUUUGACCAACACAUUCAGGUCUGCACUAUGUUUAGUUACACUCUUUACCGUCACACCUCUCAGAAUGUGUUGAGAAAGCUUGAUUAAACAACAGAAAACUGAUAAGCAGAA
Messenger RNA from Chelmon rostratus (copperband butterflyfish), 4171 nucleotides. It is a transcript of the gene sltm, whose product is annotated as SAFB-like, transcription modulator. The coding region runs from base 1 to 3018 and encodes 1005 amino acids. Gene Ontology annotation, biological process: regulation of mRNA processing; regulation of transcription by RNA polymerase II. The record is from RefSeq and is a predicted model, not a curated record. Gene Ontology annotation, cellular component: nucleus. NCBI's taxonomy places the organism in Eukaryota, Metazoa, Chordata, Actinopteri, Chaetodontiformes, Chaetodontidae. Gene Ontology annotation, molecular function: RNA binding; sequence-specific DNA binding. The transcript is spliced from 20 exons.